Zootermopsis nevadensis is the source of this 1905-nucleotide messenger RNA. RefSeq lists its product as uncharacterized. Lineage: Eukaryota; Metazoa; Arthropoda; Insecta; Blattodea; Termopsidae. Gene Ontology annotation, molecular function: protein binding. The record is from RefSeq and is a predicted model, not a curated record.
CAGUUGACGUCUUGUGUGGCGAGAAACGUGAACAAGCGCUUAAUCGUAGACCGUGAAUAUUUUACUCAGAUAAAAUAAUUUAACCACCAGGAAUAUUUUGGUCAUAAAGUCUUCGUCGGGAUGAACAAGUUUAUUCGACGUAUCAAGUCAAAACUUGAACGUGGCAACGAAGGCUCGGAUAAAGGUGGAGCCUGCAGUCAACAGGAACAGGAACCCUCUGGACUGCACAUCACGGACUUGCCGCCAGAGGCGCUGGCUCUCAUUUUCGAACGUUGCUCUUACGACGUCUUGGCUAGACGAGUGAGGCUCGUGUGCAGACGAUUCUGCGAAGUCGCCACUUUACUUCUCAACUGCGGGUUCUUGACCUUGGGUCCCAAGAUUGAUCGAGCUAUGUUGGAUGCCGUGUCUCGUUUUGAAGAAGGUCGAACAUUGGGAGAACUUCUUGUAAAGACGCAUCCUUUCACUUUAGCUAUGGUGGGUGACUUGCCUCGAGUAGGAAAAGGUCGACCAACUGAACAACAGCUGCUGAUGGAUCAACAUUGCAUCGCGCUGAUGAAUAUGAAGUACAAGUACCGCGCAGUCAGAGCCGUCACCUGGAGACACAUUCACAGCCCCUACUCCGGCUCUGGACAUCGGGCGUGCUUCUACGCCGGCAGUUUGCUGGACGAGUUCCUUAGUUUCCUGCGACUGGCCCGCCAUUCGCCAACCCUCUUGGGGUUCUUCAUGCUCAGCCCAACUCGGGAAAACGAAAUCAUCAAACUGCUUAUUCGGAGCUCGAAAUUCAUGAACCACUUCAAGAUAAGAACUUAUAAUUUUGGACGCAAUUAUUCCAUCUCUGAUGCAAAGAUUAAUGAUCUUUGCCAUGGCAUGACAAGGACUCCUGUCAGGACGACCCCACAAGAAGAGGCGGUGACAGUCAAUGGAACGGAAUGCCACAUCGAGGCUCAUUAUAGGAUGCCUUACACGUGGUUGAAUUGCCUGCCUUCAUCUCAUGCUCAACCUAAUCAGAGGAGCGAAGAGAUGGGGUCAAUGAUCAUCAUGGCAGCAGAGACGCUAGAUCUUAGACUCCAACAGAUUCCGGAAUCGCCAGGACUUUACUGCGAACACCUCGGAGGACCAGACGUUUGGAAAAUACUAACCUACGCGGAUUUCGCUCGUGCUGAUUGGACAUUUCGAAACCGUUAGAAAAUAUGCCCCAAGUUCACUAGAGAGUCUUGUCAAACACACGGACGUUCAGAUUGGGUGAAUUUAACAAAAUACAGGUCCUCGAUCACGCAUGUACACAGAAAAUUAAGUAAGAUUGAGUCUGUGAAAGUUACGUAAUCAGAACUGGCCCAACGAGUUUCGAAAUCAGACCGUUUUAAGAGACGCUUAUGUGGAUCAUAGGGACAGUUAUCGUUAAGAAUGCACUAAACGCAUUAAACCGAACCUUGAACGACGUACCUCGCAAUGAACAGAUUCCUGCAAGGGGAGUGUCAGAGAUAGGAAAACGGACAAUUAAAUACAGUUCAAUCAAGAUACGGGAACACGCAUUAAGAGCCUCUGAAGAAUGGCAAGACGCCGUACUGCAGACAAUAUUAUACCCGUCAUUCAGAACUUCGAGUGGGUAAGCAAGAUUUUCCAUUCAGUUGCAGACUGUGAAGUAAGACUUUUGCAAUUCAGUUCUGGAAUCCCAGAAUCGUUGAACUGAAGGAGACAUUGUGGACGUUUGGUUAUAUGUAACACCUCCAUACGCCGAACGCAUGACAAUUAUUUGUCCAGAGCCCGAUCCUGUAGACGUAACCACUAACGGGUUGGGAAAAGUUACACUCCUGAAACCUUGUUCAGGGUACGGACAUCAAGUUUUAAUUCAUGAACAGGCGAUCCGAGAAGUAAAUUACACUAAUAAAGACGCAAUACUUGGAA